CACAAAUCUCCUCUAUCCACAUCUCUCUUACCAUGUCUCAAACGCGAUCCCUCAAUGUCGACUUCACCAGCUGGACCGGCAAGCACCUAGAAGUCACCGAGGGGCUGCCCAACCAGCGCACUCUCGUCUACGCCGCCGACCUCAACUUCCGCAAACCGCAUAUGAUCUUCCAGGCCAUCGGGAGCGCUCGACUGCCAGCCACCGUCAACUUUCACUCCUUCUCCCGGUCCAUCGAUGUCAGCGUCAACGGCCACCAGAUCGCCUUCAAGCCGCACGGGUCGCCCGCUCUCAACGGCCGGGUCCUCACCUGGAAGAACCCCAAGUAUAUGAAUCCCGCGUAUCUGGAGUGCCGCGAUGAGCACGGCGCCGUGGUCGCCACCUUCACCCCGAAUCGGGGCUGGACAAUGACCAAGGCGGGUCGCCUCGAGCUCGAUCUACGUUUACCGAGCGGUCCGGUCACCGAUGAAGUCGUGGUUACCGGGCUGGCGCUGGCCUACUAUAUCAUCGUCCAGACCAUCGCGGCGAGAGGCUCGUAA
Molecule: messenger RNA, 536 nt
Organism: Aspergillus japonicus CBS 114.51
Lineage: Eukaryota; Fungi; Ascomycota; Eurotiomycetes; Eurotiales; Aspergillaceae
Exons: 2
Coding region: 33-536 (167 amino acids)
Source: RefSeq, a predicted model, not a curated record